Molecule: messenger RNA, 16410 nt
Organism: Monodelphis domestica (gray short-tailed opossum)
Lineage: Eukaryota; Metazoa; Chordata; Mammalia; Didelphimorphia; Didelphidae
Gene: AAK1
Product: AP2 associated kinase 1
Biological process (GO): protein phosphorylation
Molecular function (GO): ATP binding; protein kinase activity
Source: RefSeq, a predicted model, not a curated record
GCCCCGCCCGCUCGCCCUCAAUGGAAAGACACUUCCUGUGACAGUUCAUUUCCUGGUUGGAUGGAUGGAGCCGAAGAGGGUGUGUGGGGCGGCGGGGGGGAGGGGUAGAGAGGGGGGUCAAUCUCUGAUGGUCUCUCCAGCGAUCAGCUGAAGCCUCAUGCAAUUCUCGCCUCUCCCGGGUUACCUUGCAACAGAGUUGCAGUCUGGGAUCCGGUGGCUGUGACAAUGUUGCUGAAUUGGUAGCCAGGAGCCUGCAGCCUGGAGCUGUACGAAGUCUAAACUUUAAAAAAAUCGCUUUCCAGAAGAGGAAGAGAAAAUUGCACUACUUAGAAGCAUAUAUAUAUUAUAUGCAUAAAUAUAUAUACAUAUAUAUAAAUAUAUACACAUCUUCCCCUCUUUCCCCAUGAGUGGAUUUUUCCUGUUAUCCCAAUAGAGAUCGGGGAGGAAAUUUUGGGACUUCUUGCUUUUCAUAAUUAAAAGAGAGAGAGAAGAAAAAAAAAGCAUCCAGGAACCAUUUCAUCUGCCGGUUUGUUGCUGCCUUCUUUUGCAAGAUGAAGAAGUUUUUUGACUCCCGCCGAGAGCAAGGAGGCUCUGGCCCGGGGUCUGGCUCCAGCGGAGGAGGAGGGAGCACCUCGGGCCCAGGGAGUGGGCACAUUGGCCGCGUCUUUGGCAUUGGGAGACAUCAGGUCACUGUGGAUGAGGUAUUGGCUGAAGGGGGAUUUGCCAUUGUCUUCCUGGUGAGGACAAGCAAUGGGAUGAAAUGUGCCCUCAAACGCAUGUUUGUCAACAAUGAACAUGACCUCCAAGUGUGCAAGAGAGAAAUUCAGAUCAUGAGGGACCUGUCGGGACACAAGAACAUUGUUGGAUACAUUGAUUCUAGUAUCAAUAAUGUGAGUAGCGGCGAUGUGUGGGAAGUUCUAAUACUCAUGGAUUUUUGCCGAGGAGGUCAAGUGGUGAACUUGAUGAACCAGCGUUUACAGACAGGCUUCACAGAGAAUGAAGUGCUACAGAUAUUCUGUGACACGUGUGAAGCUGUUGCCCGCUUACAUCAGUGCAAAACACCCAUUAUCCACCGGGAUCUGAAGGUGGAAAACAUCCUGCUGCAUGACCGAGGCCAUUAUGUCCUGUGUGACUUUGGGAGUGCCACUAACAGAUUCCAGAAUCCACAAGCCGAGGGCGUCAACGCGGUAGAGGACGAGAUUAAGAAGUACACCACGCUUUCCUACCGAGCCCCAGAAAUGGUCAACCUGUACAGUGGCAAAAUCAUCACGACAAAGGCUGACAUUUGGGCCCUCGGUUGUUUGUUAUAUAAAUUAUGCUACUUUACAUUACCAUUUGGGGAGAGUCAGGUAGCCAUUUGUGAUGGAAACUUCACGAUUCCUGAUAAUUCGCGGUAUUCCCAAGACAUGCAUUGCCUCAUACGGUAUAUGUUGGAGCCAGACCCUGACAAGAGGCCAGAUAUUUAUCAGAUCUCGUACUUCUCAUUUAAGCUCGCCAAGAGAGAGUGUCCCAUUCAGAAUGUUCAGAACUCUCCCAUCCCUGCUAAGCUUCCAGAACCAGUGAAAGCCAGUGAGGCAGCUGCUAAAAAAACCCAGCCAAAGGCCAGGCUGACAGACCCUAUCCCCACCACAGAGACAUCCAUUGCACCCCGCCAGCGGCCGAAAGCUGGACAGACCCAACCAAACCCAGGAAUUCUCCCUAUUCAGCCAGCCCUGACACCUCGAAAGAGGCCUACAGUCCAGCCCCCAGCUCAACCGACAGUUUCAGUACCCAGCAUUCAGGCUACCAAUGUCCCUCAACCAAAAACCCAACCUCCCUCGGGUCAGCCCCUCCCCCAAGCUCCACCCAAACAGCCACAAGCCCCACCCACUCCUCAGCAGACACCUUCCACUCAGGCCCAGGCCACACCCCAGCACCAGCAGCAUCUCUUCCUCAAGCAGCAGCAACAACAGCAGCAGCAGCAGCAGCAGCAGCAGCAACAACAACAGCCACCGCCACAGCCACCGCAGCCACAGCAGCAGCAGCCACAGCAGCCACCGCAGCAACAGGCCACAUUUUACCAGCAGCAGCCUCAGCCAACGCCGCAGCAGCCGCUGGCACCCGGGCAGCAGUUCCAGGUGAUGCAUCAGGGAGCCCAGCAACCAGCUAUUGCUCAGUUGCCUGGGCCACCCCAAGGAGCCUCCCAGCAGCAGCUGAUGCAGAACUUCUACCAGCAGCAGCAGCAACAGCAGCAGCAACUGCUGAAGGCUCAGCAGAAGACAUCUGUGGCAGCAGGACAGUCAAAGCAACAGGCUCCUUCCCAUCCCCAGCCACAGGUGCAGCUGGCUGCUGCCCAGCAGCCCCCCCCUGCCCAGGAGCCUGUGCAGAAACAAGCACCAAUAAGACAACAAGUAAAAGCUCAGACCACCCCACCCCCUGCCAUCCAGGGGCAAAAGCUUGGAUCUCUCACUCCUCCAUCAUCCCCCAAAGCCCAGCGGGCCGGACACAGGAGAAUCCUCAGUGAUGUGACCCAUAGCGCUGUCUUUGGGGUCCCUGCCAGCCAGUCGACUCAGUUGCUCCAGGCGGCUGCAGCUGAAGCAAGCCUCAAUAAGUCCAAGUCUGCAUCCACCACUCCAUCAGGUUCUCCCCGGACCUCUCAACAAAACGUUUACAACCCUUCUGAAGGCUCUACUUGGAAUCCUUUUGAUGAUGAUAAUUUCUCCAAACUCACAGCUGAGGAGCUACUGAACAAGGACUUUGCAAAACUUGGUGAUGGUAAAUCUGAAAAACUUGGUGGUUCAGCAGAGAGUUUGAUCCCAGGCUUUCAACCAGGUCCAGCCACUACUCAGUCAGAUGCUUUUGGCUCCACCUCCUUUUCUACUGGAACUGCUGAAACAACGAAAGCUGUGCUUGGUCUGGAUGUGAGUCCUCCUCUUCUGAACGUGUCUGACCCUUUCAUCCCUCUCUCAGCACCUGAUGCGCCAGAAAAGCUUAUCGAGGGGCUCAAAUCUCCCAGUACUUCACUUCUCCUUCCUGACCUCUUGCCUCUGGCAGAUCCCUUUGGCAGCACUUCAGAUGCUGUGAAUGGAAAAGUUGAUGUUGCUGUUGAAAGUCUCAUACCAGGAUUGGAGCCCCCAAUGCCCCAGCGCCUCUCAUCUCAGACUGACUCUGUCACAUCCAACCGAACAGAUUCUCUCCCUGGGGAAGAUUCCCUUCUUGACUCCUCUCUGCUUUCUAACCCAGCUACUGACCUUCUAGAUGAGUUCACUCCCAUGGCAAUUUCUGCUCCAACUCAUAAAGAAGAUAGUAAUCUCAUCUCAGGUUUUGAUGAUCCUGAGGGCCCCGAAAAGGUGGCAGAAGAUGAGUUUGACCCCAUUCCUGUGUUGAUAUCCAAAAACUCACAAGGUGGGCACUCUAGAAACAGCAGUGGGAGCUCUGAGUCCAGUCUUCCCAACCUAGCCAGGUCUUUGCUGCUGGUGGAUCAGCUCAUAGACCUGUAGCGGUGACCCAGUAGCAGAUGCAGUUCUGUAACCUUCAUACCGUAAUCUACGUUUUCAUUUCCAGAAGAAUUAACAUUCAAAAUGAUUUUUUUUAGUUUGCUAAAAAAGGGACCUGCCAUCCUUUACCCUCACCACUCACCUUCUCCCCUAGAAACAAUAAGAAAAGGAAAUGGCCUUCCAGAGAUAUUUCUUGGCAAGUUCCUCCCAGGUCCCAUUUUAUCAAUCGUUUCUCAUGAACCCACUUUCAAUAGCAUUAGCUUAAAUUGUGAACUAGUUGCCAUGCCACAAAGUCUCCCUUUUGCUGGAAUCGAUCCCUACCUAGCUUGACCAAAAGUUCAACUAGUUAAUUGUCACCUGGUGGUCUCUGUUGUGCUCACUAGGAAUGGCCUACCAAGCCAAGACUCCCAAACCCCCUUUCCUUAGGCCUGAUGAUUAUGUUUAUCUGUUUCUUUUCUUUUCUUAAUGCAUUACCUUGUGGAGAUGGACCAUUGAAAUGUUCUCAGCUGGAGGCAAUAGACUGGGGAUGGAUCUAAGGCUUAAGGGAGGGUAGAAUGCCUUGUUGGUAGUAUAUGCUUGGCAGGAAAAAUUGUUUUUUUCCCCUAGCCAGCCAAGUUAGACUUAGCCAAGGGAUUUCAUUUGCCAUCCCACUAUCAGCUCCAAACCUGUCCAGCAUUGCUUUAACCUCUUGGAUAUGAAGAGACCAUGAUACAUGACUGCAAACACUGGCAAUCUUUGGGUAAAUUGCAUUCCAAGUAUUGCUAUUCCUGUUGUAACUAUCCCAAGCCCAGAUCUCAGAAUUAGACCAAAAUAUAGACAGUGGUGGUAAUUAUAUCUUUAAUUAGAAGCCACUUUUUUGUUUGUUUUUGUGGGAGGGGGUGGGCUGGGGUGGGAAAAGGCAUAGCAGAAAUGGAUGUAUUUUUCUUGUGAUUUUUAUUUUGAAUUGAAUACUGUAAAUUAUGUAUAAAUGAAGAUGUUGACCGGUUUUGUUCCACUUGGCGUUUCCAAUCCAAUGUCAGGUGUCUGUACAGGGUUCAUGCUCCCCUUCCCAUGUAAUUACUUGGCAGCCCCACAUUGUAAGGUACAGGAUCCUCCUCAGCUGACAAGUGUGUUGCUCUGAGUUUUCUGCAGCUCUUUUGUCUUUGUAGAGUAAGCACCUGUUUGUGUUCUGGUCAUCAGAAGUGAGUGUGCUGACGAGCUAGGCGCCGUAUGGCCCAGGUUAAUUAUCUUCCUUUCUCCUUGAUAUUUAAGUCGGAGGCUGCCAGCUACUGUUCUGCUUGCUCUCCUUGGCUUACAAGCCAAAAAUCAAGAAACAGCACAGAGUUCUUCACUGACUUUAAAACACUGUUCAUGAAAUAAAGGACUCUGGACCAACAUACUCACAAGUUUAGUGGUUGCCCUCUGUUUGCCUAUGGAGCUCAUGCUAUUCGCUGAAUUGUGGUUUGUUUUGUUUUGCUUUUCCUCGUGUGAAAAAGCUACUGAAACAGUUCAUGAGAAGAGGUGGCUCAGGCAAGCCUUCUCUACCUAUUCUCUCCCCACUCCUACUCCUGGCUCUCCUACUCACCCUCAGAAGGGAUCUAGCUCUUAGGUGAAAAGAUUUCUGUAAAUAAAAUUCCACAUCCACACUCUUGACUCUAGACCUAAUACUUUUAUUUCUCCUUCUCUACAUUUGCACUUUAAGAAGAAAAGGAAAAGGGGUUAGGGGGCCCAUUUGUUGAUACCCCUAAAGCCUGCAAGACACUGCACUUUGGAGGGGCAGUUUUGUGCUCUCCCAUGUGAGCAGCCUUAGAAAAACUGUGGAGCUGGGAACUGAGGCUCUUCCAUUCUUCUUUUUUCUUUCAAUGGCACCACUGUGGGCUGAAGCCAGUUGGCCAAAUAACAAGCCUGUUUUAGGGUAUGAGUUCGUUUGGGUUUUAUUUUUCUGUAGUUUCAAAAUUAAACCAGCCUGCUGGGGAUGAAACACACACAAUUACCCAUGAAAUCCUUUUGAUUGGCUGAGUUUGGGCAACAAUAAAAAUAAAACUUGGUUUUCUUUUUUAUGGUUGGGAAAAGGGAAACAUGCUUAUGAACAACUAUACUUGGAACUAAUGCUUCAGAUCCAAAUUUUAUUCUCUCUUCUGGAAUAAGCAGAAUGUAUCAGCCAAAGUAGGUAUAAGAGUUUAGUUUAAAAUAAGAUUCUCUCAAUCAAAUGGCCUCAGAUAGUCUGACUACUCAAUUCAAAUAAAGCCAUGAAGAAUAUCAUUCUGAGAAAAUGAAGGGAUUGCAUUUAAGUGGUCACUUUUCCACAUGGCUCUUAAUUAGAUUAAGAUGUAUUGACUUCAUGAUGGUCUGGCUCAGGAAAUUUUAAUGGACAUAGCUAAUAAAAUUGGAUACAAAAGAAGCUUGAGGCCCAAGGAUUUUAACCUCUAAGGCUUUGAUUUGGAACAGCUGGAAUGAGAUAGCUGGCACUAAAUUUUUCAAGCCAUGUUUUUCAGGAGUAUGGGAGGAAAAUCAAGUGGCUACCAGUUGAGAGAACACAUGGGAAUAACACAAUAAAUUAAACCCAUUCCCAGUUUUUAAAGUUAAUGUUAAACUUGUCAUUUGUUGCUUGUAUUAGGAACAAGGAAAAUAAGAUGGCAGUUUUAGUUGUUGGUGAGUAGAAUCAUCAAGAAUUUCGGAGCUAACAGGUAGGGAGCCUGGUGACCUCAAAAGAACAUGUGGCUGAGAAUUGGGAGCUUCUGGAAUUAGACUCAUAAAUCACCCAGGACAAAUCACUUAACCUCUUUUAGGGCUCAGUUUCUUCAUCUGUAAAAUGAGGUCAAACUGGAUGAUUUCCAAGCUUCCUAAAUGUUCUAUAGCAUUCCUCUGGGUUUGUUAUUCUUAAGAGAUCAUCUAGUCUCACUCUUAUUUUCUAGGGGAGGAAAAAGUCUGAGAGGGAAAGUGUCUCUGUUUUACUUCAGAAGAACUGUGAAGGGUGACAUUUCAUCCUGAUGUUCUUGUGCAACAUUGCCUCAUUUGGGGGUGUGAAAUGUUUGAACAGGAUUGUCCUACCUUGGUUUGCUGUCAUUACUCCAGCUCUCUGAAACUUCACCUGACAGGGCCAAUCCUGUCUUUAUUUGAAUAAAGGCCCAUUAGGGAGAUCCUACCAGAGUAGCUGCUCUUUUAACUUUGAGCAUAGCAUCUUAUUGUAGAGAACACAGCAGCAUCCCAAAUCCUUUUCUUUAGUUUGUAAAAUAGAAGCCUGCUCUCUGAAAAAAUGAACAAAUACUCUACAAGGUAUCCCCAGAACUUGAAGUGUCGUUUUAAACAUUCACAAGGCUCUAAGCCUUUUGGGACACCCUGUAGAAAGGUAUAUAGUUAUAAAGAAAUAUAGCUAUAUAUCUAGAUGUAGACAUAGAGGUCACACCCAAAUGUGUAUAUCUAUACAUGUGACUGUGUUUGUAUAUACAUAUAGAUAUAUACGUAUAUGUAUGUGUAUAUAUAUGUAUAUGUAUAUAUAUAUAUAUAUAUAUAUAUGAUUUACUUUUACCAUAAUACUUUAAGGGCGAUCAUUAUAACCAGAAAUUAAUUUGUUUUUCCCUGACCUUUGGAUCAUUCACGUCAUCUAAUUCAAAUCCCUGUUUUAGGAAGCCUGAAAGCCCUUCUUUCCAGUGCAUGGAUAAUUGUUAGCACUUAAUAAAUUCUUACUGUCCAACUGACUGACAAGAAAAUUAACUGACCUGAGGCAGCAUUGAGAGGAGAGGUGAUUGUCCUACUUAUACCCUGCCCCAGCUUAUACCAUUUCUGGAUUAUUGUGUUAAGUUUGAGCAGCACAUUUUAGGAGAAGGCAUUUAGGAGAAGAGGGCAUCCAGGAUGGUGAAGAGCUAGAUGAGAACUGAUUGAAGAAACUGAGUAUAUUUUAGCCUAAAGGAGGGGAAAAUCUGAAGGAAUCAAGUACUUAAAAGGCCAUCCCAGGGAAGAAGUACUCCUUGAGUCUGGAGGACAGGAGUUGAAGUUGUCAUUGGGAUUUGUAGAUUUAACCUUGCCAUUAGUUAAAAAACAAACAAACAAAACAAAAUGAAAAACUUUCUAGCCAUUAGAGCUGUCCUAAAAAAAGUCUCAUUAGGAAAGUGGGAUUUAAUUUGUUCUACAUGGACUCCAAGAGAGAAACUAGGAGUGAUAGUUAGAAAUCACAAAAAAGACAAAUUUAGGUUUGGGACAGGGACAAAUGAGGCAGCUAGAUGGCAAAGUAUAGAGAGUGCUGGCUUUGAAGUCAGGAAGAUUCAUCUUCCUAUAAGGGCAAAUCUAGCCGUAGACAUUUACUACCUGUGAGACCCUGGCCAAGUUACUUAAUCCUGUUUGCCUCAGUUUUCUCAGCUGUAAAAUGAGCUAGAAAAGGAAAUGGCAAACCACUCAGGUAUCUUUGCCAAGAAAAUCCCAAAUGGGGUCACAAAGCAUCAGAUACCCCUCAAAAUAGGGAUGAAUGUAUUCCAUUAGAGCUCUCCAGGAAGAUGGCUUCAGGAGGCAGGGAGUUUUCCAUCCAUCAGAAGCUUGCAAAUGAAAAGGCACUUACUGGCCGCAUUGUAGAUGGGUUUUUUGUUAAUCCCAUCUGGCCUCUGAGGCCCCUUUUAGCACUGGAAUUCUAUAAAAUCACCGGCCAUAUUUAAGCCGAGGAUUUUGCUUAAUUGAAUGCUUUUAAAUAUUUGUUUUUUCUAAAAAACAUUCCAGAACUUACACAUCCAAAUCACUAACUAGUAUCCUCUUUAAAUGAUUCCUCUGGAAGUCUCAGUACUUAUCCCAAUGAUGCCAGCCUGCUGUCCCUUUAGUGCCUUCUCUCUGACUUCCCAGGACGAGGAGAAAGGACAGACCACAGGGCCAGCUGGUCUGGUAAACCAGACCACACAAGAAAACCAGUCCCGCCGCUCCUUACAGCUGGGGUUUAGGUGAGAAUAACAUCCCUCUAGCUUAGUAACUGGGAUUGCCAUCAGAUGACUCCAGCUUCCAAAAUGUCCAUCCCGUCCUUAGAGGAAGAGUGGGCUUUUGAGCGUGCCGCAGACUUGGGAAACAGUCCCAAAAGAGAUCUCCGUGUCUCCCCAGGGUAACUCGGCCUCAGCUAUGCAAUUACACAUUGGUUUUCAACCUCUUCACUAACAUAGAAGCAAACUUGUAACGAAUCUUUAAAAUACGCACAGUUCUGACUCUCACGACUUUUCCAUAGUUUCCUUGUAUCUACAGUGAGAUGUAGUGGAUAAAGGGAUGGCUUAAGAGGCAGGAAGAUCUGGGUUCAAGGGUUGCCUAGGAUAUGUCCUAGCUAGGGGACCACACCGGGCAAAUCACCUAAUCUCUCAGUUGACCCAGGCAGCUCUCCUAAGUAGGUAAGCUAUAAACUAGUUACAGAUCUCCAUCAGCAGGAAAGAUCCUGAAUUUUCACUUAGAAUGCCCUACAUGGAUGAAAUCCUACAUCUGGAAUCUUCUCUCUCUCUCUCUCUCUCUCCCUCUCCCUCUCCCUCUCCUCCCUCCUCCUGUCAAAGAAUCACAAAAUGAGGGAGGAUCACCCAACUCUCUUAUUGUACAGGUGAGGCCACUCCACCAAAUGAGGAUUCCACCAGACCCCUAACUCUUACAUAAGAUUAAGAGUUCUGGGAAAGCCCAGACCAUCUCAUCUUACAGAGGAUUCUCAAUAACUCCUUUAUUUUCUAAAAUAUCAUCAUAGUUGAUGCAUUUCUCUAGGUUAAGCACUUUCCCUAGAGUCAGGCCUCUUUGGAAAUAAAAACCCCAGGAAAGAUAACAACUAAAUCACUCAUGCUUCAGGAUGAGUUAAUCUUCAGGCUUAGAGAUGGGAGGUCCUAAGUUCAAAUUUAGCCUCAGACACCUCAUAGCUGUGGGUCCCUGGGCAAGUCACUUUACCCACAUUUGCCUAGCCCUUAACAUUUUUUUUGUUAUUUUUUGCCUUGGAACCAAUACCCAGUAUUGAUUCUAAGACAGAAGGAAAGAGUUUUAAGGAAGGGAGCAGGGAAGCAGCUGGAUGAAAGGGGGAAGAUGACCCAAGAAUGGGAAGGUAGGAGACAUUGCCCCUCCUUCACAAUUAUGACUUAUGUUAGUAUGACUGUACAACUCACUAGAGAAGUUUCUGUCUGAUACAAAGAGGGAAUAAUCAAUUUCCAAGAAGCUCAUGUGGUCUCCAUGCAUAAAGCUAUUGGACAAAUGGAGAUUUUUUUUGAGGGAAUUAAUACCCCACAUUAAGGAUCUUGUCAUAUAUUAUUUAUUAGACUCUCCAAAAUAAAUUAUUUUUCAAAGACAACUGGUAAUACAGAUGCUGGAAGGGACCACAUAUGAUUUGGUUCAGUUGUCUGAUUUUAAAGAUGAAGAAACUGAGACUGCGUAGGGAAAAGUAAGUUGCUGCAGGUCACACCCCUAAUAAAUGAAGAAGCGGGGGCUCAAGCCCAGAGGGGUUUAUUCUUUCUGCAUCAUCUUUAACAAAAGCAAGGUGGAGGGCAAAGAGCAUUGAAUUGGAAAACAAAGGAACUGGGUUCAAAUCCUCCCUUGUUGUUUGAGUAGGCGGAACUUUUUGUUGUUGUUUGGAUAUUACUAAAAAUAAAUUUCUUUGCAGAAUUUGGUAGACUGACAUUGAAAAAAAUGGAACACUGAAUUUUUGUUUCCCUUUGUAUUUUAUAAUCUAGUAAACCACACUUCUGGGCUAAGAUGCCAUUGAUUUUUCAUUUAAUAUCUGUUGGAGGUACUUCUUCCUAAUAAGGCCUGUGGCUGCUAAUCAACUUGGCCAAAAUAAGUCUUAAGAAAUGAAAUCAAUUCAAUUUAAAUCCAACACCCCUGUAUUAAGAAUCUGUAGUGUAAGAGACAUAGUGCUAAGCUCUAAAGAUACAAGAAUGAAGUAAUAAAAAGUUCUUAUCCUGGAGAACUGAGGAGGCAGGGUAUAAGGGAGAGAAUGUAACUCAUACACAUAUAAGAGGUUGAUUAUAAUGGAGCAAAGGUGAGACGUAGGCUUAAUGCAGUCAGGAAGUUUGAGGAGAGUUAGAAGCUUCAAGGAAGGCUUCCUAGAGGAAGUGCUGCUUUAGCCAGGCCUUGAAGGAAGAAAUGAAUUUUUAGAGGCAGAGAUUUGGAAUUAUUAUGUCUCGGAUAUGAGUAACACUCCAUAACGAUGCAGGGAGGCCAGAAAGAAUGGUGGCGAUGACAGAACAGCUAGCAGUCUCAUCUAGUUUAAAUACAGAGUGUGUGAGAAGCAAUUUGGCAUAGUAGCUUGAGAUGUGUCCUUAGAGCCAAGAAGACCAAGGCCGAAGUUCUGUCUGUGUUGCAUCCUGACUGUGUGACCCCAGCUAAAUCAUAUAACUUCUUUCUUGGCACUUCUGUGACUGCUGAAAGGUCUGCCUAGCUGUGCUACCCUGGGCUAGUCACUUAACACCAUUUACUUAGCCCUUGCCCUUCUGUCUUAGAGCUGUUACUAAUACAGAAAGUGAGGGUUAAAAAAAAAAAGGUCUCUUCUCUUAUAUUGCAGAAAAGGUGCCAAUCUGCACGGGUAGAGGGAGUUUCCUUAUCUGUGAGUUCCCUUCAUCUGUGAAAUAAUCCUAUAUCCAGGCCCUGUUCCUCUAGAGGAAGUGGAGGGAAUGAUGGGAGAUAAGGAUGAGAAAGCAGGUAGGAGCCAAAUUGUAAAGGACUUUCAGUGCUUGGUUGAAGAAUUGGCAACUGGCAUAGGUUACUUUUUUUUUCCAUUCCCUGACAGAUGACCCCUUUACAAUGACUUUCACCUCCCAGGUGUUGUCUGAGGGAACCUGCUAAGCUUUUUCCCGAUCCAAAGGGGCAAGAACUUGAAUAAACAAGACCUAUGUCUGCUGGACAACUUCAGGAUUACUGCUUUCUGUUAGUUUAUUUUACUAUUCAUCAAUAUCCUCAGUCUAGAAAUGUGUUGGGACCUGAUAUGUGUUCAUUAGAAUGUGUGCCCCGGACUGCAUUCUAAUUAAUACACCACAUUGGAGGCAGCCCAGGAAGCUUCAAAACAAAACACAAAGAAUCAUAACAUGGAUUGAGAUCCUGCACGGUCUUUUUCCUGAAACUCCAAAUGCUAUAAAAAUCAAUCUUUCCUCCUUCAGAUGCCAACAGAGUUUAUUGACAUAAACCAUUAUCAUUCCUAUAUCCUUAUGACUUUCUUUCUCCUGCCCCCUCAAAAAAAUUGUCAGAUUACAUCCUUUGGAAUAUAGCCAAAUGGUCAUCUCACCAUAUUUUAGUAACCAUGGGGACCUGGGGAGAAGGGUUGGGUAACCUAUGCAAACAAAAUCAUCAAGUAGCGGUAGUUCCAGAGUAGAUGAACCCUUUUUAUUGUUGUUACUGGUUUCUUUUAAAUAUGGAAGUGUGAAUUUUUACCUACAUAGUGUGAGAAUUCUAAGUUGAGGUGUCACAUAAUUCGUUGUAUCAUGUAUCUGUAUAUUUAAUGCCAGUUUUCAUUCUGUCCUUUCCCCAAGAAGACAAAGGAAGCUGUUAGAUGUAAAAUUACCUUCUUAAGUCAAAAUGUGGAGGCUAGAAAUUGCUACGCAAGUAUUUGAGAGAAAUAAAGCUCUAUAAAUGUAGACAAAAUAUCCUUAUGUAAAAAUUCAAGAGAAUAAAAUCUUCAUCUGUUGUCACUACUGUGCAUGCUUAGAAAUGUAAAUAUAUAACUUUACAGUAGGAGCUGAGUUCUUGGACUUUUCAGGAAAGAGGUGACUAGAGGACACAUACAUCAUUCAUUGGUAUAAGAAGAUGGCACCAAAAGGGGGAAAAAUGUGUGGAAAGGGAGUAGGGAUGAUAAGAGGCUUGUUCAGACAAAGAAGCACCUCCCUGCUCCAUACAAAUUUGUUGUAAAUGGGAGGAAAUCUGGGAAGUAAAGUCUAGCUGCCCUUUUAUUUAAGCUUUGGCUCACAUAGGCUCAUGCAAGGAAGCUUAUUGGGGAUGACUAACAUGUUGACAGAAGCUUUCUCACAAGGCCCUAAGGUUAAUGUCCCCAAGGAUCUGAAAGGCACAGUGGUAUCUAUCAGUAAGCCCUGAAGGCCAUCGAGUCCUCUGUUUCCAUCCUGUUACAGCCUCAUGUGAUUGAACAGAUCGGCCUAUUUGUUUUACAACCAACACCAAGAAUGUACUGAACAUCUGGCUCUGAGCAGCACUACUUCUCUUCCUGACCUUUUGCUGAGAAUUUUGCAAAUUUCAGAGGGUAUAGAUUUUUUGAGAUUCUUUGGCAGGAGGUCCUCUUUAUUCUGUAUACCUGUAGAAGAACAUGUCCCUAAAAAGUGGUUUCAAAUAUGCAAAGAGAUCUGCAGAAUGCACGUAAAUCCUUUAUAUCAAUUCAUUUUGUAGUGUGAGGUAAAGAUUUCUCUUGAGAAAAAUUUGUUGCAAGCCACCAGGGAAAUUUGAGUAUUGAAACUUUCCCUCAGAGCACACUGAAUUACAGGUACUAAACCUUUUAGAUAAGCUGGUCCUAAGAUCAUUCAAUGCUUUAAGGACAUCAUGGUAUAAUGGAAAGAAAAUUAGAUUUGAAAUCAGAGGUUCAAUCCGAGCUCUGCCACUUAUUGUAUAACCUGAGGGAAGUCACUUAACCCCAUUGGGUCUCAGUUUCCUUAUUUGUAAGUUGAAGGAUUUGGAUCCUAUUAUUCCUAAGAGCCCUCCCUGUUCUAACUUCUCUGAUUUUAUGAGAUUGAACAUUUGAGCCAUAAUUCCAAAGUGAAUGGGGAGCCAGUAGAGAGGGAAUUGAUGGGUCCAGUCCAACAGUGUUGUUCUUAAUGCCACCCAUGCUGCUUAACCCUCUAAAGCAGAUAGGGCAUUUUGUUGAACUAUGCUUAGCUGGUAGACUUUAGAAGUAUUAUGGAGGUGCCACCAAAUUACACGCAGUCAUCCCAGAUGAAGGUUUAAGAAUGUGAAUUUACUCUGACACAAGUGGAAGUUGCAAAAAAGUCAUGUCUUACUGCACAUACUAUUUAGGAGUAGAUGCAUUUCCCUCAAGUUUGAAAUUUGCACAUCAGUUUUGGUGAAAUCCUGGCAUUAGUUUUACACCACCACAUUUUGAGGCGAAACUGAGAAUCGGGAGCAUGGGACUACUGGCCAGGGUCGUGCCUGUGAGUCGCCACAUGGGGGACUGUUCACGGCUACCGACUCUGCCCCUAGUCCCGGCUAGACAUUGUAACUUGGGUACCAUUGUUCACUAGGGGAUCUAGGCAAGAGAAUGGAGAUGGAUUUGACAAAUCCAUGAGUGUGUCUAGAAAAACAGCCGAAAGCACAUGCCCACCAGAUGCCUGCAGCAUCAUCUGUACAUGGGAAUAGUGCAUUCUGGGAAACAACUUGGGCCAGAAAAUCACCUAUCUCGGCUGGGAAUUCUGGCAAAACGGGCCAUCAGAAAAGGACCCAGAGACUUUAGGGGACUGUGAUCUCCUCAUCUCGGCCAAGAAGCAAGCGCAAAGCUGUCUCACUAACUGAGGCCAGGUCCCAAGUGAGAGAGGGCGGCGACGUCCCUCUGUAUUGGGCUCGGAUCAGACCACAUCUGGAGAACUGCAUUUGCCUCCCAUAUGCUGCGUAUCAGGGAGAUGACUUCCAAGUAGGAGAAUGGCCAGGGGAUCCAAAACCCCCGCUAGAUGUGUGAGAAGUCUUAGGGGAAUCACAGCAGCUGGCUUGAAGACUUGCAUGAGCGGAUGAGUGGAAGCGGGUUAGUCUUGUUUUACUGUGGCCCAGCUGGCCCAUCCAAGUGCCGUUGAUGGGAAUGGCAUAAACAGAAUGUGGUGCAAUGAAAAGAGAAUUCUCUUCACAAUUGGAGCUAUCUAUCUAAAAAAAGAAUAGACUACCUUAUUAGCUGGUGGUGCAUUUCCCCAUCAUCAUGGUAGAAACCGCUUGUUAAACCACUUGAUAGGAACAUCAGGGAACAGGAAUAUUCCUCUUGAGACACACAUGGACUGGAUGGCUCUCAAGGUCUCUGUCAGUGCUACGAUUCUUAGAGGUUAGUCUGUUUGCCCCCAGUAAAAUGUAUUUAACAGCUUUCAGUGCAUCUUUAGCUUGUCUUAAAGAAACCCUUACUCCCUUUCCUCCCUUAUUUUAAUGGCCACUGCCACUGUGGCUAUUAUUACUACAUAGCAAUCCACCAGAAUGUGAAGUCAAUGGUUCUGCAAAUGCACAGGGCAUUUUAACAGCGAUAGAGACGGAGAAAAGGAAUUCCCAGGUUAGGAAACUCCCUGUACCAAUACCCAUUGAUGCCUUCUUGGCUAUUUAGACUAGAGAGGAGCAUAUAGAACACAGAGAAGUUGUCAUUUGCCCAGGGUCACAAUGGAUAUGUGUUAGAGGCAGCUUGACACCGGGUCUUGCUGGCUUUGAGGCUGACUCUCUAGUUGAAUGUCUGGGCAUGCAGCUUUAGUAGACCGAUCUCUGUCCCAGUCUAGUUUCUUUCCUUUUUCCCCAUGCACAAACUUUAUGAAAAGGGGAUACUGAGGUUGAAAGGACUCAGACCUCCCAAAAGGAACAAACUCAUUUGAAAUUGGAUCUUUAUGGCCACCCAGAACCCAAAAGGAGGCAAAUGUUGCUUGGCAGGCAAGGCACAAUCUACCGUCCACCUUUUACAGGGAUAGGAUCAAAUUGGUCUGUGAUUCUGUAGGGUCCUUCUCAUUGCAUCUGCCCUUUUGUGGUAGUGUGGGAAUCUUAGGGAAAUUCUUUUCCAUUUCCCAGGAUAAUCUUAGAGUAAAUAUAUUGUUAGACUUUUUUUUUUCAGUUCUUUUUAUUCCUCUAGCUUUCUUGACUAAUGAAGAUGUCAUUGGAUUCCACUGUGUUGGUGAAUUCUUGGUUAGUUAGGGCCUGGGGUCCCAAAAGGGACCGGUGAUUUGGAGAUAUGAUCUAUUCUAUUCAGCCAUGUGAAAUAGGUGAGAACUGUAUGAAUUUGGAUAUAUUUGGAGCUUCCCAUCAAUCUAUAAAGGAAAUCGCAAAUAACAAAUAUGACCAGGAUCCAAAACAUAAAUGCUUCUGUGGACAGUGAAGUUUAUGCUGUUUUUGUGUACAUACACACAAGCAUACACAUACACAUACACAUACUGGUUUAACUAAAUUAAGGAAUUGGGGGGGGGGGUUGCUUGUUCAUUUUUAAUCAUGAAUUCAAACUACUGUUUAGUUUCUUUCAACUCCAUGAUGCCAAAUAAUUGGCCUGACUUGAUUUCCACUUUUCAACUGAUUAUUUGAGUGUGCCAUACAACCAACUUAAUAAAAUAUCUCUUGAUGACCCUGUAAGGAAGUUUGGGGGAAAUGAGAGGACAUCGCUUUAGUGCUGGCAGGCAGAACCUGGGUAUUUGGAGGUGGGAGGCAAGAGGGGCUUCCAAACUCCUCACAUCUUUGUGAACAGAAAUGCUUGUUCAGAAAGCUUCUUGUCAUCCUUUCCUCUGAAUAUCCUUAUAGAAAUGACAUUUGGAAGUCAGCCAUGAUAAACUCAAAAUAGUCAUUCCUGAACUAGAAAAUGAGCCUCAGAUUGAAAUCUCCUAUGAAGGUGACAUGAUUAGUUCUUUGAGCAGAGCUCCCUUCAAAGGUUUCUUUCUUGCCCAACCUCGUGCUAACCAAGCCUCUCUAUCACCAGUCAGUCCCCUUUCACAAACUAGAGCUUGCAAGUGAAUUGAUCACAAAACCUUUUCCAUCAUCUUCACAUUCUCUCACUGCUGUUUGGAAAGUGUUCAACUCCCCAUCCUAGUUUAAGGCUUUCCACCUUCGUUUUAAAAUGUCACUAGCUUAGUAAAUGCAGUGAAGCUGUUAGGAAGGAAAAUUUUAAAAAAUGUCAAACCAUUUUGUUACUUGCAGACAAAAUAUUGAGAUUAGUACUGUUUAAAGAAGCAUCGCUAAAAAAAGUUAUAGGCUUCAGAGAAACAUAUAGUAUUUUUGUACAGCAACUUAUAAAAUGUUCACUUCUAUCUACACUGUCUUUACUCUACAGUGUAAUGUAUCCAAGUGAAUGUUUCCCAAUAAACUGAUUUUGGUGCCUCUC